Molecule: messenger RNA, 4658 nt
Organism: Salvelinus sp. IW2-2015
Lineage: Eukaryota; Metazoa; Chordata; Actinopteri; Salmoniformes; Salmonidae
Source: RefSeq, a predicted model, not a curated record
CGCUGCAUGUGGGGGAGCGCGUGCUGUCAUGGAACGAAAGUGUGGGAUGAGCUAAUAUUUUUUGCUGAUAAUGUUUUAGCCCCGGAGCAUUUUGCGGAGAAGGAGACAAUACCAAGCGGAUGGAACAAUAUUGGAGAAUGGCCUAUUUUCAACGGCCAAUAAAUCAACCUUGUUGUCAAGAAUCCACGGUGGACCGACUGACGGGUGCACAUGGGGACAUAUAAAUGGGCUGUCGGCGGCUUUUGAAGAUGCCAACUGGCAUCUGCUUGAGAAAUAGUGGGCUGCUUGAGAAAUCGUGGUAUAUUUAGAAUAAACGUAUAGCCUAGGCUGUAGUCUCACUAGCCUGCCUAUAUAAUAAUGGGAAGAUUGUGUAAUUUCAUUUGAUUACACUAUAGCAGCAUUCUCACGCCACAGGACACAAUUCCCACGUGCGGUUUUCAUAAUCCGACAUCUGAGCAGUGUUUUCCCUGCGGCUCCCAGGGAGCGGGGACUGAGCUCACACAUUCACACAUGCGAGCUGUUCGUUCCGCUGCCUCCGUCAGAAGAUCCGCGCCUCUGCUAUUUGAAAUGAGGACGGCAACCCGACCCGUGGCUGUUUGAAACUAUAGGCCUACUGGCAUCUGUGGCACGGCGCUGAGUGGGACGCUAUCUGCAGUGAUAGGGAGGAGGACGAGUCUGCUGUCCGCUAUACCCCAGCCUGGUCCCCGCGUACCGUACAGACAUGGAGCCGCUACCGGAGCAGAACUGCACCAUGUCAAAAAAGAGAGCUAUAGCUAAAAUCUUCAAAGUUCGCAAGAGGAGACAGAUGCUUUUCGUUCAAGUCUGUUUUAUCUGCAGUUUUCUAUGUUUGGCAUGGUGCAUGUCCGCCCUGCUCACAAAAACAGGACAUGGUCUGGUCCUGGAGCAGGGGCUGGCUGACACAUCUGACCGUCUGGGACGCAGGCUGAUGGCCUUGGACGGGGACAAUAACACACGGGAUAAGAAUUGCACCGAGCCAGCCAUCAAUGAGUUCCCUGAGGAUAUCUUCACCACCUACCAACGCACAAGAGGAGCUCUCCUGCUGCACAUAUUUGCGGCCCUGUACAUGUUUUUGGCCUUGGCAAUCGUCUGCGAUGACUACUUUGUGAUGUCGUUGGAGAAGAUCUGUGAGAAACUGGACCUGAGUGAAGAUGUGGCAGGAGCUACGUUCAUGGCUGCUGGCAGCUCAGCACCAGAGCUGUUCGCCUCGAUUAUAGGUGUGUUUAUCACUCAUGGAGAUGUGGGUGUUGGAACCAUAGUGGGCUCAGCAGUAUUCAACAUUCUAUGCAUCAUCGGUGUGUGUGGAAUCUUCGCUGGGCAGGUGGUGUACCUGACUAAGUUUGCAGUGUUCCGUGACUCGUUCUACUACACUCUGUCUGUGUUGGCAUUGAUUGCAUUCAUCUAUGAUGAGAAGAUUGUGUGGUGGGAGAGCUUAGUGCUGGUAGUGAUGUACUUUGGGUACAUUCUGAUCAUGAAAUUUAACACCAGCAUCCAGAACUAUUUCUCAGGGAAGGAAGACAAGAGCUUGGCCAACGGUAACACGGUGCAUCUCUGUGUAUCUCCAGUGAAGCCCACUAAGAGGUACAGUCGUAGCUCUGUGGUGAUGGUAGAUGAGAUUAUCAACUCCAGCCCUCCUAACUACCGUUUCCCCGAUGCCGGCCUGCGCAUCAUGAUCACCAACCACUUUGGCCCCAAGACACGCCUCCGCAUGGCUAGCCGCCUCAUCAUCAAUGAGGUGGGUGAGGUCACUGGGGUCGGGGGUCCGUCAGGCUUAUUGGAGAGGAGCUCAGUUAAAGUGAUUUACUUAGAAGUUAAGAAAGCUCGGCUAGUUCAGUUAUUUUACUAUGGACAGAUCGCGAGACGUCUUCUCCACUUCAUGGUCUGGAUGGUUGAGACCACACAAUAUUCCAUAGCUUAUGUCUUAUCCUCUCUAGGUCUUGGGGAUAUGGCGGUUUCCAACACCAUUGGUAGUAAUGUCUUUGAUAUCUUGGUGGGACUGGGGCUCCCCUGGGCGAUACAGACCAUGGCUGUGGACUAUGGUUCUGAGGUGAUGAUCAAUAGCAGAGGGCUGGUCUACUCUGUGGUGCUUCUUCUGGGCUCUGUGUUUCUGACAGUUCUGGGGAUCCAUGUGAAUCAUUGGAAGUUGGACCUGAAGCUGGGUGUGUACGUGCUGGUGAUGUACGUCAUCUUCCUGUGUUUCUCCAUCAUGAUCGAAUACAACGUGUUCACCUUCGUCAAUCUGCCCAUGUGUCUGGAGCAGCUMUAGGACGGCCUACACCACCAGACAGGUGUCCCUGCUGAAUUAUAGACUCACAUAGCCCUCUGAAUCUAAACUUAGCCACUAACUACUCAAUCAUUUCUAUCCUGAAAUCCCCCUCCCCCCACACACACAUACACUUCUUUUACACACCUCUUUUUCAUUCCAGAUGUAAAUGUCUGCCCUUGCUAUAUCCCUUUUCCAUUCCUUCACUAUCCAUCAAUAAUAUAGAGAUCCCUAGAUACAUAUAUUCAUUCARAAUAUCUUCAGUUCCCCAAACACUCUCCCUACAUGUUUUUCUGCUGUCAAUGAGAAGAGGAGAUACCAACAGAACCGUAUGGAUUCUCCUUACUAACCCAGAGGAACCGAAGGCUACUCUUCGUCUUUCCCUCCAGAACCCAACUCACCGUCCAAAGGAGAGAUACACAGCUCACCUCUACACAGAACCCAUCUAGCUGAAACCCUCCUAGUCUUCACAACAUAACCCAGGACCACCAUUACACUUCCUAUACUUCCGUCCUCCUCUGUUUGUAUCUCAUCCGGUCUCAGAAAUAUUUUUUGGGUCAGGCAGCUCACCGACCUUCAUCCCUACUAAAGAAAAGGACCCAAGCAUUUAUGAAUUCUUCAUUUAUUGCCAUUUUGAUUUAUUAUAUUAUAUUCUUCCUUUGGAAGUAAAACAAACAUACAUUUCAUGAACAUACUGCACUUUAGAUGUUGCGCGUGAAAUGAAGUAGUGUAUAUAUAUGACAUAAUAUAUGAUAUUUUUCAGUGUUACAGUUCUUCCUUUGUGUGGUUCAAUAAGGAGAGAGGGGGGGAGGCAGCAUGUGCCAAAUCCUAUCUCUCUCUCGCUGGCAGGAAGAGGAGAGUCCAGGGGAGAACCUGUCAUUCUUCUGUUUCUGGACACUCCAACUGCAAGAAACUGCUGACCAAGACAUUGAUAUGCCGUUUCCUGUGUUUGAGUGUGAGUGAAAGUARGUGAGACAUUGCAAGGAAGGGAGGAGAGUCUCCUCUAUUAGUAUUCAGCACCACUGUGGAGAGGAGAACACAUCUUGGAAGACUAUGCCCCAMUGGUGCUUGGUGGAUGCUGAUUUAACACAAAGCUCAAGUGUACCGAGAGAACAGGACUUGGGCCCGGGCCCGGCCCCUUUGGCUGAGGAAAAGCAUGGAUUUAUUUUGGCCUCCUGUAGGUUGGACUGCCCGAGCCAGGCUCGUCCUCCUGAGUCAUGUUGAUUUGUUUUGAUUGCUUAAUUGUGUGUUUGAUAUCUUCAGCUCCUUCAGCUUGUGUUCUGUCUGAGGCCUGUUCCAUCAGAUACAAUACAGACCCAUUCAGUUUCCUCACCUCCCUGUGCUCCAGCCUGUCCGUCUCGGCGGGCUGAAGAGAUGCUGCUGAUGAUGGGGAUCUGUGCUUCACAAUGGUACACUUCUUUGUGUUGUGUGUUUGUUUAUAUGUAAAUACGACCUGUCAUGCACAAGCUGAGGUUCUCUCGUUGUGAAUCCAGUGCUACCUUAAUUCUGCCAGUCGGGCAAGGCGGGGAAAGUGGGAUGCAGUUCCUGUGUAGAUAUUUUAAACUGCUUCCYUCUUUCCCCUACCCUGCUCCAAAUCCUUCUCUUCCUCCUCCUCACUUKUUUUUCUCCUCCUGUCUCUCUCAUUGUGAUUUUGUCUUCUCUAAAUGCACGAUGGGACAUAUAUUUAUUUCUCCUGCGGAGCAGAAGCUUAGCGUGAUGGGAUCACUACCCUGUCCGUCCAUCAACCUCCAAAUAUUGGCAGCUACGAGUUGAGUUGCCCUCCGCCCAUCUGACUGACCUUGUUAAGGGUCGUGUUCAUCAGGGCACACAAUGGAAAACACCUUAAACCAAAAAAGUGUUUCUUAUUGGACAAGUCUAUGUAGUUGCUUCCUGUUUCAGUCUGUUUUCUUCCGUUUGGUACCUAAUGAACACAACCCAGUUCAGGGGUCACUAUGGGAGCAGAGGGUGGCACCUGUGUCAAUGUCAGUUGUUACUGGGUGUUUCAGUGUUGAGAAGUUCUGUCACUGUUUUCUGUGUUAAAAGGCAGACAUUGGAUGGAGUGUGUGGUAUAUACACUCAGUGGCUAGUUUAUUAGGUACACCAAUGGUUAGCUCCUACACACAGUGAGUCACUUGGCCAUGGCUUGCUAUAUAAAACAGGCAGACAGGCAUCGGGGCAUUCAGUUACUGUUCGAUUGAACGUUAAAAUGGUCAAAACUAGUGACCUAAGCGACUUUGAGCGUUGUUUGAUCGUCGGUGCCAYGUGRGCCGGUUCUGGUAUCUCAGAAACAAACGGCCAGCCUUCUGGGCUUUUCACGCACGACAGUCUAGUGUUUACCGAGAAUGGUGUGACAAACAAAAAACAUCCAGUCAGCGUC